GCUAAAUAUUCUGUCUCUGACCUUUUUUGCUAAAACAGGCUGGAAUAUCGCACCGGGCUCAUUCUGGAAGAGGGUGAAGAUUCUGGAAUAUCGGACCGGGCUCAUUCUGGGUGAGGGUGAAGAUUCUGGAAUAUCGCACCGGGCUCAUUCUGGGUGAAGGUGAAGAUUCUGGAAUAUCGCACUGGGCUCAUUCUGGCAGAUGGCAUUUCAGGACUCAGAAUGGACUGACACUCUUUCGCACUGUGCUGCUCAGAAUCUCACGCAGGAAGAAAUGGACACUCCAGUGGCUUAUUUCGAAACCCGUGGAAAUUGCAACACUUUUGUGGAGGUUUGGAAAGGUCCAGAAAUUCCUAUCCAAAUGAAAUACCUUAAAAUUGAAUUUCAAGAAUCAACACUUACUUCUAAACUAGAAGAGGAGAAAGCAGGCUUGUGUGAAAAUCAAACCAUGAAUGAAGGUCCUGAAGAACAAGUCAUGAAGGUGUUUAACUGCUCAUGUCUGCAAGAUAUCGAUGGUGAUUUGAAUCUCAGUGAUGCUCCGAACCUCACUGAUGAAGAGGAAGGAGAACAGGAUAAACAGAAAAACAUUACCAAAAAAGAAAUGACAGCUGUAGGUUUGAUGGAAAGGAAAACCAGACAGAGAAAAAAAAUAUCCAAGGAGGGAGAUGCUCAAUUAACUUGGAAAACAGCACAAGACAAGAUCAACAAGUUCUUUGGCUAUCAGCCCCUUGGAGGAGACCUCAGCUUCAGGUCAUUGGAGGAGAUGAAAAGUUUGGAAGGAAAAACAAUCUGGAGGGAAUCUGCGAAGGACACAUGCUGUGGUGGAGUGGGUGAUCUGCACUGUGAGGUGGCUAUUACGCAAAGCCAGGAUAGUGCCCACAUGUCACUGGUGAAUAAAAAUCCACCUCUAAACACAGGGCAGAAUCCUGUGUUCCCGAGGACGUCAACAGAGAUGUCACGGCCUUGCAAAUCUUUAUCCACUUUUGGAAAUAGUAUCAUUCACCCUCACAAAGACCACAUAUGUCUAAAUGUUCCUCAAAAGCACAGGCAUUUGUUUUCUUUGGGAGAGAUAACUGAGAAGGAAACAUGCUUCACAAAUGCUCAUAGUCAGCUUUCACCAGCCAAACCAGGGAAACUUUGUCUCCUACCAGGAGAAGCAAAUUAUCUCAGCAUCCUUCUGUCCUUGCCAGGUGCUUACGAUGCUCCUUCAUAAAAUACUGUAAAUGUACUUUGAACAUGAGA
This is a messenger RNA of Lepisosteus oculatus (spotted gar), 1239 nucleotides long. Lineage: Eukaryota; Metazoa; Chordata; Actinopteri; Semionotiformes; Lepisosteidae. The record is from RefSeq and is a predicted model, not a curated record.